AUGCGGGAAAUUCACCAACUUCUCAAAGACGUUAAACUUCAACUGCACGAACUAAAAGACGUUCACGAAUCAAUUUCAAAACUCGCCGGAAAAGCCGACUUGGCACCGACUAGUCUUGAAUUCGCGCAGAACCUUGAUAAACAUGAUGAUUUAUCACAUUUACGUCAAGAAUUUCAGAUACCCAAAGUUCGGGAUGUUGUGUCGAAAGGAACAGUGCUCGAAAAUGCAAACGAUGAUGCUGUCUAUAUCGCUAGCAAUUCGAUUGGACUGUUGUCGAAGCGUUCCCGAGAGUUAAUUAAUGAAGAGAUUGACGUUUGGGCUACGCGCGGAGAACUUGGUUUUCACACACAUCCUCAUGAUCGUCCAUGGGAUCGAAUUGACGAAACUGUAAUAUCCAAAUUAGCAACAUUAAUCGGUGCUAAGCCAGUUGAAGUUGCAGUAAAGGGUGAUAUCAAAACGAAUUUAAGUAAUCUUUUGACUACGUUCUAUACUCCCACCAAGGACCGACACAAGAUCUUGAUAGAACACAAGGCAUCUCCGACUGAUAUGUUUUCUGUUGAUUCUCAAAUUAAAUCUCACGGCUAUGAUCCUGCCGAGAGCAUACUAAAAGUUGAAUCAACAUCAGGUCGAGUCACUACCGAAAAUCCGGAUAUUCUGAACUUGAUAAAUAAAGAGGGUGAUACGAUUUCAGUCGUGUUUUUGGGCGCUGUGAAUUAUUACACUGGACAAUUGUUUCAUCUGGAAAAGAUUACUAAAGCGGCACACAAAAAGGGUUGCGUUGUCAUAUUGGAUCUUGCGCAUGCCAUCGGAAACAUUGUAUUAAAACUCCACGAUUGGAAAAUUGAUUGUGCAACUUGGAGCUCUGAAAAAUAUCUUAAUGCUGGUCCGGGCUCAGUCAGCGGUAUAUUUAUUCACGAAAAAUAUGCUCGUGACUUUGAACAUUCAAGGUUUGCCGCUUUAUGGGGAUACAAAAAAGAGACACGACUAAAAAUGGAAGAACCUUUCGACCAACCAUCAGCUCUCUAUGUAGCUUCAUUAUUAGGUAGUUUAGAGGUGUUCGCAAAGACUAAUUUAUGGGAUCUUCGCACAAAAUCCAUCCUUUUGACCGGCUACCUGGAAUUUCUUCUCAGCAAACUAAUUGGCGGUGCUGGUUACGAAAUGUUAACCCCGAGAGACACACGCCAACGUGGUGCACAGAUUUCAAUCAAGUUGACGGCCGAAGAUAAAAAUUUGACAGUAAUAAAAAAAUUAGCGGAUCGUGGCUUUGUCGUUGACGGGAGAAAAUCGGGGAAUAUAGUAAUGGCACCGGUACCAUUGUAUAAUACUUAUAUGGAUGUUUGGAAAUUAGCAAAGGCUUUAAAAGAAGUUCUGGCCGAAAUUCAAUGA
Molecule: messenger RNA, 1386 nt
Organism: Ambispora gerdemannii
Lineage: Eukaryota; Fungi; Glomeromycota; Glomeromycetes; Archaeosporales; Ambisporaceae
Source: the annotation of a GenBank genome assembly